This is a messenger RNA of Angiostrongylus costaricensis, 669 nucleotides long. Lineage: Eukaryota; Metazoa; Nematoda; Chromadorea; Rhabditida; Metastrongylidae. The record is from the annotation of a GenBank genome assembly.
AUGUGUGAAGCGUUCUCACGUCGGCCAAUAAACGAUCUCGGAGCCUACAUUGACCGAUUAGUUGAAACACUAGUAGUAAACGGUACGGGUAGCCAACAACAUUCGAAGCGUGUUCCAACACCAAGCGACCAACUACUUAGGGAAAGUCCACCUGAUUUGCCUUUAUCGUACAAUCAGAUCAACUGCCUCGAGAAUGUACAUCGUCUUCUCAAGUCCCAGUCUUUUUCUGAUACUCAAAAAAAAUGCGAACAGGAGGAGAACUUAGUGUCUUCAACGACGGCGUCGGUGCCACUAACCCGUGAAGUCCUGCAAGCGCAUACCAGACGUUGGGAAGAACAGUACCGCAACACUUGGCAACGUCGUCUUAAGCGAAUAUCAAAUUUACGCCCUUCUUCCAGCCGUACACCGUCAGUAGAUUGGCCAGCAUGGAAGCGCGAGAAUAGUCAUUGUAAUUUGGCACCAAAUCCGCCACCACCUCCUGGGAUGAACUUUCAGGUGAAGAAUCAAGUCAAUCUCCAUAUUUAUCGGGUAGCUCCCAUUGCGCUGUCGAUCCAGAACCAUAGCUCCGUAAUUCAGACACCGUACGACCUUCAGUGUACCUAUGGAACCAAACCGCUAUCGCUCAAGCAUCAUACGGAAGAUUCGCGCUUGUUGUCAGAAAGUGCAUAG